This is a messenger RNA of Parathielavia appendiculata, 915 nucleotides long. RefSeq names its product acyltransferase-domain-containing protein. Gene Ontology annotation, cellular component: membrane; endoplasmic reticulum. The transcript is spliced from 2 exons. The record is from RefSeq and is a predicted model, not a curated record. NCBI's taxonomy places the organism in Eukaryota, Fungi, Ascomycota, Sordariomycetes, Sordariales, Chaetomiaceae. Gene Ontology annotation, biological process: phosphatidic acid biosynthetic process. Gene Ontology annotation, molecular function: 1-acylglycerol-3-phosphate O-acyltransferase activity. Bases 1 to 915 code for a protein of 304 amino acids.
AUGGUCGCCGUUCUCUCCUACGUCGGCUACUUCGUAGCUGGCUACACCGCCCUAAUCAUGUUCUGCUACGCCUUGUCCCUCGCCGUACCCAAGGCGGCCUUCGUGGCCCGCACGCUGGCCGCGUACAUCGCCCUGGUCAUCAGCUCGCUCUACGGCGUCGCCGCCUCCAUCGUCCUGCGCCUCGUCGGCCUCCACCAGCUGUCGCAAUGGGCCGUGGCCCGGUGCUUCAAGUUCCUCAUGGCGCUUUCGACGGGCGUGACCUUUGACAUAGAGGACCCCAAAGGCCACCUCGACAAGAUCCGCCCGGCCGUCUUCGUCGGCAACCACCAGACGGAGCUCGACGUGCUGAUGCUGGGCUGCAUGUUUCCCAAGUACUGCAGCGUGACGGCCAAGGCGUCGCUGAAGCGGACCCCGUUCCUGGGUUGGUUCAUGUCCCUGAGCGGGAGCAUCUUCAUCGACCGCGCCAACAGCAAGGACGCCCGCGAGGCGAUGCGCGGCGCCGCCGAUGAGAUCCGCAACAAGCGCCAGAGCGUCUACAUGUUCCCCGAGGGCACCCGCAGCUACGCCAAGGAGCCCAUGCUGCUGCCCUUCAAGAAGGGCGCUUUCCACCUCGCCAUCCAAGCCCAGGUGCCCAUCGUGCCGGUCGUCGUCGCCAACUACAGCCAUGUUCUCUGGAUCAAGGGGCUCGAGUUCAACUCUGGUCGCAUUCCAUGCAAGGUCCUCGACCCCAUUUCAACGAAGGGCCUUACCGCCGCCGACGUCGACCAUCUCACGCAGUUCACGCGGGACCUGAUGCUCAAGGAAUUGAUUGCGCUGACGGAGAAGGCGCGGAUGCAAGCCUUCCCCAGCCCCGUGCGUUACCAUUCGAACGGUGUAGCAAAGGCCACCGGUACCGAUAUGAAAGUCAGGGCCUGA